UAUCUGGCAACACUUUAGACAAGAUGUCACGCCUCAAACAAAUCCAUCUCAAAUCGAAUUGGAAUGGAAUAUUGAAUAAAAAUUAAAUUCUAUAUUGAAGAAUUAUGUAUAGUGUUAAUGGAUUGCUCAAGUUUGUAAUUAUCAGUUGCGCUUAGUUCCUGUGUGGGAUCAGCGAAGGAUUAACAUAACGAAGCAGGCGAAAUCCCGGAAGAUGUGUUCUGAACCGUUACCAAAAGAGUUCGAAAAGACCUCUGAUGUUUUACCAUUUACAAAAUAUGGAGUGUCUACGUUGGAUGAGUUCAAAAAGGCUGAAGAAACAGUGCACCAUUUGGAAUGGCUAAAGAAAGUGGGUUUAACGAAUGAGGAAAUAAAACUGUAUCAAGAUGAUGUAGCAGGGCUUCUAGAUCAGCGGCAGAAGAUAGAAUCCGGUGUUUUGAAUAGCCAAUUAGAGGCGAUAAAUAACAAAAUAAAUGAUUAUCAGAAUAAAGCAGGAAGUUCAGAUCAGUGUGAUAACCAACCAAGCACCUCAAAACAACAGGAAACAGGCGAUAUUUUACAAAGAAUACAUAAGAAACCAAUAAAAUUCUACCCAGAAGGCCAUCCUAUGCAUGAAAUAAAAGAUAUAGAGGAUAAUCUAUUUGGCCAUUUGAAAGAUGACAAUAUAAUCCCUAUUACUAAGCGUCGGAAAAUCUUACGGCGACUGGAACGUAAGAAAGAAAGAGUGCUUUUGCAAAGUAUAGGAGUUGGUACUGUACCUAAUGUGUCCAAGCCUCCAAAGCCAGGCAGCUUGUGGGAUGUUGCAGAAGUCCCAAACCGAGUCAAACCGGAAACUUCAAAAAGCAAUCAAAUAAUUGGACCUAAGAAACAGACUAUGUAUACUGUUAAAGACAACAAGAUCAUGCGGCUAGAGCCUGUGCGGCAAGAGGAGAGGCCCGAUGAGUAUCAGGCAGUGGAUAUUGUGGUGCCUGUCAAUGCCGUAGAGGAGCAUUUGUUGGAGGGAACUAAAAUGUGUGUUGAUGAUAUUAAGAAGAUUGAGAGGUUUAAAGAUUAUGAGCCAGGGAUACCUUCUAAGGUACUCUACCUGAAGAAUAUCGCCCCAGCAGUGACGCAAGAGCAGCUGUCUCUCCUGUUCAACCAGUUCGUGCUGGACAACGGCGGGCCCGUCGACAUUCGAUUGAUGACCGGACGGAUGAGGGGACAGGCGUUUGUGGCGUUUCAAAAUGAAGACGUGGCGAUACAGGCGAUGCAGGAAGUGAACGGCACCAUCCUGAGCGGGCGGCCCGUCAUCGCGCAGUUCGGCCGCAGCAGCAACCGGGUGGACGACAGAUAAACCGGAUACAACUACUUUUACAAACACACUUCUUAUCAACCGAACGUUAUUGUGAAAUUAGGUGCACUUUCGUGUUGUGUACUUACAUUUUGUUAGAUUCGUCUAAGCCAACUUCUCCAUUGAAUUGGCAGGGAAAAAAAGUGGGAAAGUCCUUGCUACGUCAGUAAAGAGUUUGGACUAACAAUACCAUGAGUAUUAUUGGUCCAAUGUUCAUAUUUGGCAGAAAAUUUACAUUUACUUUUUAUGAAUUUGAACUAAUUCAUGGUAGGUUAAAUUCUUUAGACUUAAACGUGUGCAUAAAGCUUGGUCAGUGAAAAUCGAGAAAGGUUAAAGAUUAACCUUUAAAAAGUGUGAUUUUAAAAGUAGAUUGAUAAACAAUACUAGCAUAUAGGAGGUCAAGUUUCACAUACUUUCCAACCCUUAAUUACUAAUGAUUUCUUGUGCACGAUCAUGUCCUACAAAAAUAACAAGUGAUUAACCAUUUACAACUUUAAACACCUUUUUAUACGCUACUAUUGUUUAUUAUACAAAUCGUCGAUAAAUACAUUACAAAAUGUCUAACUUACUUUAAAGUAUUGAUGUUUAAGUCAGGGAUUCACGUGGGGGAUACAAUAUCCCGUGAAUUCCUGAUUUAAUUUUAUUUAUUACUUACUCUAAAUCAAGAUAAAAUUAUCAUAUUUUGUAUAUAAGAAUUACAUUUCUAAGCACUCUCCAA
Messenger RNA from Cydia pomonella (codling moth), 2045 nucleotides. Its product is annotated as RNA-binding protein 41-like. The record is from RefSeq and is a predicted model, not a curated record. Gene Ontology annotation, biological process: mRNA splicing, via spliceosome. The transcript has 5 exons. The coding region runs from base 212 to 1330 and encodes 372 amino acids. Gene Ontology annotation, molecular function: pre-mRNA intronic binding; U12 snRNA binding. Gene Ontology annotation, cellular component: U12-type spliceosomal complex. Lineage: Eukaryota; Metazoa; Arthropoda; Insecta; Lepidoptera; Tortricidae.